AUGAUGCUCUCUCGUUAUCGACACAAAAACCUAGUCUCUCUCUUAGGCUUUUGUGACGAAGGUGACGAGAAGAUUCUUGUUUAUGAGUACGAGUUUAAUGGUAGUCUUGAAAAGUACCUUAGUAGCAACAGUCUAACAUGGGGUCAACGCCUGAAGAUAUGCAUUGGGGCAGCUCGUGGACUGGAGUACCUUCACAACCCUCUUGAGACACAGCAAAGAUGGUUUUCCUUGAGCAAGAAAGAACAGAAUUGUGAGAUGAUUUCUGCAUCAGAAUUCACGUUCCAAGAUCCCGGAGUUGUGCAAUGGAUUCCUCACUCUACAUCGAGGUUUUUUGAGGUAGCUAAGAUUGAAAGGCCACAUAAUAGUUCUUCAUACGUAGACCAAUCAAAGAUGACUCGUGAACCCAUAUUUUUGGGUUUACAAUUCAAAUUUAAAGACGCAAAUGAAUCAUCAUUCUCUCACCUUGCAGACUGGAUAGAUAAUGGAUGGAUGAUACUUGAACUGUGUCAAUUUGUUAGUUAUAGGAAAGUCGCAAAGCUUGAGCUUUUGCUUGAAGGAAUUCCUAGUUAUAAUUUCAUGUUACUUGAAGGCAUCCAGUUCUUGCCUAUCGAGAUGCAGGCUAUAGAAGAAGAGCCAUUAGAAGUAGUAGACAAUUCAAAUACGAUGAUAGAUGAAAACUGGGAACAAAAACUACCAAACGACUAUCCGUACAUAAUCAAAGCAGCAAAGGAUCGUGUCCCAUACAACAUUACUAACAAAGAAAUCUACACGCUUCUUUCAAACGGGAUUCUUACGAACAAAGGCCAAAUGUUGUUUUCUCUUGAUAAAGAUGGAAUCAAAUGCUGUAUGGCAUCAGCAAGAGCAUUUUUAGAAGACAACGACGGGGAAUUCAGCAGGUUCUCUGAUCUGGCGUCUUUUCGUUGGAUAUCUCUAUAUGAAUCAAGAUUCGAGAAGGUGGCUGAAUGUCAAUCAGGCAGGGUUUUGCGUAUAAACUGCCUUAUCAACUCACAUAUGCUUACACCAAACACAACCUAUGCAACUUACCUUGUGUGUAAACUACCAGAAGUCAGCCAUGUGACGCUUAAGUGUCCUCUAGAAGUAAAGGACAUCAGCUUUGGCUCUCCGAAUUUCAAUGAAGUUCGUUUUAUCUAUUUGAGUAGCCCAAAAACCCCGUUAAUUAUGCUGACAAAUAGUGACCAAGAUCGUAAUCAAAGACCAACCAUGAACCCAUUGUCUAGACCUAAAAUAGAGAGCAUGUUGAGACAACGGAAAGAUGGGUGGAUGGAAGCUCGGAUAUGGACAUUUAAAGUAGAUGCUGCAACUUCUGUGAAUGUAACGUUCGCCUUGACCUGUAACGAACGCGAGCAGCUUACCGGGCUUAUUGUGCAAGGAAUUGAGAUCAGGCCAAAAUAA
This is a messenger RNA of Lactuca saligna, 1413 nucleotides long. NCBI's taxonomy places the organism in Eukaryota, Viridiplantae, Streptophyta, Magnoliopsida, Asterales, Asteraceae. The record is from the annotation of a GenBank genome assembly.